GGGCACCCGCCCCCGGGCACCGCCGCCCCCGCCCCGGGCACCGCCGCCGCGAGAGAAGACAUGUCUCAGGCCGGACACCUCUCCCGGGGCCUCCUCCUGUGCAGCUUCCUCCAGGAGCGCGGCCUGCAGGCGGCGGACCCCGGCGUGACCAGCCUCCUGCAGGACCAGCCUGAGCCCCUCGGAGCCCUCCCUCACGAGGUGGCCAUGCGGCUGGCCCUCAUCGGGGACGAGCUGGAAGUGAGAUGGACGCUGCCCCGCCUUGCCCACCUGCCCUGGAUGGCCAUGUACAGCUUCGCUCACACCUACAACCAGACCGGCCUGAGGGUUGUCCUGGCUUACCUCAGGGGGAACAGAAGGUUCUGGAGCUUCCUGAUCCUCAGGGACUGGGUGUCCCCCCGCCCGGGCCACGGCCGGGGGCGCCCGCUCUCCGGGCUGCUGCUGCUGGUGCUGCUGCUGGACUGGGGCCUCCGCCUCCUGCAGUGACCGGUGACGCGCUGCUGGCCAGUGCGGGCGGGCGGGCCCCGCCCCUGCCCCCCUGGAGGUGGCCUUGUUAACUGUUUUCUUACGAUCCCUUUUUUAUAUUUAAGUGCUGAGUGCUGGACACUCCUGAGGUCUCACGUGUUUGGGUUUGUUUUUGUAAGAGAUGAAUUACACCUCUGGGCUCUGCGUGGCUCACUGCCCUCC
Molecule: messenger RNA, 684 nt
Organism: Pipistrellus kuhlii (Kuhl's pipistrelle)
Lineage: Eukaryota; Metazoa; Chordata; Mammalia; Chiroptera; Vespertilionidae
Gene: BIK
Product: BCL2 interacting killer
Exons: 5
Coding region: 61-483 (140 amino acids)
Biological process (GO): male gonad development; apoptotic mitochondrial changes; apoptotic process
Source: RefSeq, a predicted model, not a curated record